Anisakis simplex (herring worm) is the source of this 2679-nucleotide messenger RNA. The record is from the annotation of a GenBank genome assembly. NCBI's taxonomy places the organism in Eukaryota, Metazoa, Nematoda, Chromadorea, Rhabditida, Anisakidae.
AUGAAUAAAAAAGAUCAAGUUUCAGGACAUUUUUACGGUACACCGAAACCGACAGAGGAGAAUGAAAUGGUGAGCGAUUCGAAGGGACCGUUGCCGCCGAACUGGGAAAUUGCCUAUUCGGAAGAGGGAGAGAAUCACAAUUCUGGCACUACGCAAUGGGAGGAUCCGAGGGAGUUACCUGAAGGUUGGGAAAAAGUGGACGAUGAAGUGUACGGCACAUUUUAUGUUGAUCAUGUAAAUAAACGAACACAGUAUGAACGUCCAUGUAGUUCGGCUUAUCAGAACGUGCCAGCGACGAGUACGAGUGCAACGGCUGCUGGUCUGUCAUCUCCUGCAGCGGGUAGCUUAUUGAAUGCGAAUAGUAAUGGGUUUGCUCAUAGUGGUUCGUCGCUUAUCACUAACUCGUUGACGUCAAAUAAUGUCAACAAUCGACGGCAUUCUUCUCAUUACAACGCAAAUCUGUCACCAACCUCACAUCGUCAACACACAUCUCUGAUAACCACUACCACCAACAUGUUCACCAGGUGCACCAUCUUUCUGGUUUUUUCUCUGUUUUAUUUUAACGUCUUUCAUUGCUAUUGGCUUUGUAGCGAUCCAUCUCAACUCCGUGGUCAGAUUAUAACGACCAGAAUACAGAAAGGUGCCAAAGGUCUUGGAUUCACGUUGAUCGGAAACGACGGCAGCUCAGAGCAUGAGGAGUUUCUUCAGAUCAAAAGUAUCAUUCCGGGUGGUGCUGCAUAUCGUGAUGGCGUUUUGCAUAUGGGUGAUGUGCUGGUAUAUGUGAAUAACGAAUGUGUACUUGGUGCAACUCAAUCACAUGCGUGCCGAAUAUUCCAAGCAAUCGGUGUUGGUGAAACGGUCACGUUACAAGUUUGUCGUGGAUAUCCUCUUCUGCUUGAUCCAGCAAACAAGAUUGUUACCGAGAAUGCUUACGCGUCAAAAGCACAAGAUGAAAAAGAAAUUUUCAUCAAGAAGCGCAUGGGUAUUCUUCAUGAACAGGGAGAUGAUGGAUUUGGUUUUACUAUUUUUGAGAGCUUACAAGGGCAAAAAGUGAAAAAGGUUUUAUAUCCGGAAAGAUGUGAAAACUUGCUCGAAGGCGACACGCUCCUUGAAAUGCGAACAACCUAUCCGAAUGGUAGUCCAAAUAAGCCGGUCGGCCACGAGGUGAUUACUAACUUCCGUGGAAUGGCUCACCAUGAGCUUGUCUCAGUCCUUAGAGAUUGCCCAGUUGGAUUUUGGGCAAAACUUAUUGUUCGGAGGCAGUCGCCGAGGCAUCGGAUAAUCUUUAACAGGUCAAGAACGCCAACGGCUGCAUUUCGUUACGGUGAGCAACGCACCACUCCGAUCCCGUCGGUGGCUCCGAGAUCGAAAACUCCAGCACCACAACCUCCACGACCAAUGAAAUCAGCUUAUUCAAGCGGUUCUACAAUGCCCCCGGUUGCAUAUGGUGUGCCUUUUGAGAAUGGUGUAAACGAAGGAUACAACAACAAUUCCCGCAAUACAAUCCCUAGGCAAUACGAACGACGUGCACGUGACGAAAUCUAUGAAAAUUUCUCACGAGUACGGCCCUCGUCGACGAGUCUUGGAUUCGCAACACCUAAUUACAUACCAAUGACUGCACCAUACAAUGAUGGCUCUGAAACAGUUACGGUCAAUCUGAUUCGAAAACCGAAUGGCUUCGGCUUCAGAGUUGUCGGAGGAACUGAGGAGGGAACGUCUAUAACGGUUGGUCAAAUAGUGCCUGGUGGAGCUGCAUCAGACGAUGGUCGUUUGCAGCAAGGCGAUGAAAUAAUCGAAAUUGAUGGCAAAAAUAUUGUUGGUGAAAGUCAUGCAAAGGCCGUCCAACUCAUGCAGCAAUCUGCUGCAAAUGGACAUGUCAAAUUGAUUGUUCGUAGGCAGCGAGAUGUUUCACGUUCAACGUCAAUGCCGUUGAACCAGCUUAAUGUCGUAUUGAACACUUACGAUGUUGUUCUAACGAGAAGUGAUCAGGACGGUUUUGGAUUCGUCAUUAUUUCGUCGACUAACAAAAAUGGUAGUACAAUCGGAAGAAUAAUGGAGGGAUCACCAGCGGCUCGGUGUGGUCAACUGCGAGUUGGUGAUCGCGUGAUUGCGGUUAAUGGUAUCGAUAUCAUGACCUUACCCCAUAAUCAGAUUGUCAAUCUUAUCAAAGAUUCUGGUCUUUCUGUUCGACUAACCAUAGCGCCUCCAUCUCCCGCUAGUCCUCCACAAAGCGGGAUGCAGUACUCUUCCUCACAAACUGGUCUUCCGUACACAUCUACAUCAAAUUAUCCAUCAUAUCAGAGUAAUGGAGCUCAGUUAUCUGGUGCUUAUAGUAGUGUUUACGACACUUCUUCGCAUUAUAGGUAUCUUGGUCAAAAUGGUUAUUCGGUGAACACGAUCUCUCCAAUUCCUGCAGAUGCUGUCAUGGAGUUGAAUCGUGGACCAAAAGGUUUCGGCUUUUCGAUUCGAGGUGGUCAAGAAUUUGAUGCAAUGCCGUUAUUCGUUCUACGAAUCGCCGAAGAUGGACCGGCCGCAAUGGAUGGUAGUUUAAGAGUUGGUGAUCAGUUGAUGCAAAUAAAUGGUCAAUCAACGAAAGGCAUGACUCAUGCGAAUGCUAUCCAAAUUAUCAAACAGUACCCAACUGUGAAAUUGCUCAUAAGAAGGCCUCAGGGAUAUUGA